Penicillium coprophilum is the source of this 1998-nucleotide messenger RNA. RefSeq names its product Zn(II)2Cys6 transcription factor. Bases 1 to 1998 code for a protein of 665 amino acids. The record is from RefSeq and is a predicted model, not a curated record. Gene Ontology annotation, molecular function: DNA-binding transcription factor activity, RNA polymerase II-specific; zinc ion binding; DNA binding. Gene Ontology annotation, biological process: regulation of DNA-templated transcription; DNA-templated transcription. Lineage: Eukaryota; Fungi; Ascomycota; Eurotiomycetes; Eurotiales; Aspergillaceae. The transcript is spliced from 6 exons.
AUGGAUUCAUCUAAGUCCCAGGGCCCAAAGCAAACCAUAUAUCCAUACGACACAAACCAUAUCAGUGAACUGCUUAAGCGCAAGCGCCGCACACGCGGCAUCAAGUCAUGUUUUCCUUGUCGUCACAGGAAAGUCCGCUGCGAUGGUAAUAUGCCUUGUUCCAGUUGUGUGCAGCGUCACCACCCGGAGUUAUGCUGUUUGCCUCCUAGCGCAGGACAUGAGCCGCCGGCUUCCGAUGGGAAAAAUAGCUCUCUUUCUAUGAAUAAGGAUCACGAUGAAGAAAUGCAGGGAACGAGCGCUCACAGGGCUUCCAACGUUCCAACCACUAACAACGCACUGAACAGUAUCUCUAGUGAAGAUCAUACAACAUAUAUGAAUGAAAAUUAUAAAUAUCCCCCAGGGAUUGAUCUCAUUCUCAGCCGGCUUGACAAGAUGGGUGAACAGAUAUCUUCACUCAAGGCAGAGCUUCGUCAGACUCGCUCAGGUUCUCGGUCAGGCACAAUUGCCCAAGCCGAUUUGGCAUCGUCUAUAGAAUCCUCAUCUACGAGGAAAGGCUCUACACUUGCCAAAUCCCCCGGUAAGCACUUCGUCGAAGACGCCACAGGGGCUACCAUCUUUCUGGGCAGUCAUUCUGAUCCACCUGUCGCUCUGGGAUGCCGACAACCUGGGAGUGAUCCAAUGCUCAACGACGCAAUGCUCUCUGAUCAGCUUGUCCCACGAACUUAUCCGUUUACGAAUCUGUGGAAGCAAGAGCCUGGAGCUGGUGAGAUCUGUGAGACUUUACCUGACGAGUCAGAUAUAAUCCGAUAUUGGCAAGUCUAUCAAACCAACGUCCACCCGUUUUAUCCAGCACUAGUGACAUACGAGCAAUUCAAUAUAUCGCUAUUUGCGUUCAUGAACAAGCGCACAGGGAUGCUGCUGGAAAACGAGACCAUGAGAUUAGAUGACGUGGAUUCCUCGUGGCUUGCAUUACUCUUUGCUGUACUUGCCUGUGGGGUGCAGUUCUCAAAUGACCCCAUCAAGGAGCGGGAUCUCCGAUGCAAGGUGUUCAUCUGCUCAUCUUUCCAAUGUCUCAGAGCCUCAAACUUCUUCAACAAUACCAACAUGAACCAGAUCCAGGCUAAGGCUUUGAUUGGAAACUGCCUGCGGAACAACCUUGAUACGAACAGUGCCUGGAUCUUAAUGGGAUCAACGAUACGUCUUGCGCAGAGUAUUGGACUACACGAAGAGACAGCCUCAGACACACAAAUUUCCAGCCUAGAACAAUUCCAGCGAAGACGGCUAUGGUGGAUGCUUUUAUGGCAAGAUACCUUUCUCUCGUUCACCUACGACCGCCCACCAAACAUAAACAAGCUAAGCAGCGGUAUCCCUCAUGACCCAGACACAGGCCCAGGGUGGUCUUUCGCAGAAUGCGUCUGCGCUAUAUGCCAAGUCCUUCUCGAGCGCGCACGACAAGACAGCACUGAAAGUGCCAUCGAAACAGUAUCCUUCAAAAGCCGAAUGGCCGCUAUAUUUGAAGAUGCCGCGCCGUUCCUUCGUGACAAAUCCUACUGUCGCAGCCUGCAAGAUCAUCUCGAGCGUCUAGCCCUGAAUAUCCACAUCUGCUACACAAUCUGUCGUCUCUGUCGGCUGAUUCUGGAGUCUUCAUCUAGUGAAGCUCUUAGUCCAGCUGUUGAUGUCGAUUCCAUCAAGAUGGAAUGUAUUGACUGCGCUGCUCAGGCGGUGGAGAGCUUUUUGGAUAUGCACCGUCUUGCAGCGACCGUGUGUCGCUCGUGGGCGUUUGUUCAUAAUGCUGUUAGUUGUGCGCUCACCCUUCAAAGUUUGGUUGCCUCUGGCCCACAGCGUUCGCGUGCUGGAGUGCUUGUCCAGCGGUUGAUUGUUGUUUUGGAGCGUGAGGGGCAGCAGUCUGUGUGGGAGGAUACAGAUACUAAUGUAAGAUACUUCGGUCCGUAUUCUCGGGCGUUGAGGGCCUUGCGGGAGACUAGUGAUAGCCACUGA